AUGAUCACGGAUUCUAGAGCGUGUCAUUUCAUUGCGGCUUCACCAUAUUUCAUCUUACUGCAAGGAAGGAAGAUGCCGCGAACUCUACUACUAUGUUAUAUCCAUGGCUUCAAGGUGCGCGGUGAACCCCGGUCGAUAAUCGGACAGAACGACAUUGCUAAUUCCUUCGCCAAAAUACAGGGCAGCGAUGAUACCUUUCACGCAUUUCCCGAAGACCUGAAGAAGCUCGUCUCCGAGCAGCUCCCCGAUGACCAUGUCGAAUCGAUCGUGUACCCCAAAUACGAGACUAAAGGCGACCUAUCUCAAGCCUCCGAGGCUCUAUUGGAGUGGUUGAAGGGCCAAGUCAUGGAGGUGCGGAAGAGCCACGUCGAGGCUCCCUGGCCACCAAACGAUCGACAAGUGGGCGUAAUCCUCGUCGCACAUUCCAUGGGCCCGGUCCAUGUUCGUAUACGGCGCAUUCUCGAAUUACCAAAAGUCAGCAACGUGUUCAACGUCAUGGCCACCCUCUCCGCCGCCGCCCCGGCAACCCUCGGCCGUCUAGCAGCGCGGCGCGCCGCCGGGAGCGCCGCCUCCGCCGCCACGUCCUCCAUCCCGGCCAGCAGCCCCGCGUGGAAGGCCUGGCAGCUCGUCGCCGUCCGCACCGGAACCGUCGGCGCCAUCGCCGCCGGCGGUGCCGCAGCCUACAUGCACCGCGAAGCCAUCGCGCGCGGCCUGCGCAGCGUGCGGAACCUCAACCGCGAAGCCGUCGUGGACGGAUACCGCCAAGGCGUCGGCGCCCUGGGCCAAGGCCUCGCGUACAUCAAUCGAGGCAACGUGGGCCGCUCCUACGCGUGGCUGGCCGACCACUUCACCUUUGUCGGCGCCUUGCUGAAGCCCAACGAGCUGAGCCGCCGCCUCGGACGGCUGGCGGCCCUGCGCGGCGUGGGCAUCCACGACGUGUACUGCUCGCUCGGCGAGAACGGGUACUGGUCCGGCGGGUAUUUCGUCCCCGAGCGCACGUUUUGCGCCGUUCCCGAGCCCGAGCACGACGCGUACAAUGUGUUCUCGCGCUGCGUCGUCGCCGAGGCGGAGGACGAGAUCCAGGCGCACAUGGGCAUGUUUGAGCCCAAGAAGAAUGCCGAAUACGCCAAGAUGACGGAGAACGCCGCCAAACUCGCGGUAGAGUGGUUCCUCAGCGAGGAGCCCGUCGUGGAUGACGAAAAGUUUCGUGACCCGCCGCCGGAGGAGGCGGCCGAGGACACCAUUGUCAAGGAGACGCUCGAGGAAGCAGGAGCUGUACCUCCCACGGCGGCACCGGAAGCUGAUGCGGAGUCUGAAAAGCCGCCUAGCCUUCCCGACGUCUCGCCAGUCGACAUUGCUGCGGCCGCUUCCGUCGUCCCGCUGCCCGACGACGACGAGGCGGGAGGAGAUCUGGUUGACACGGUGCUGGCAGACAGCGAUGAGAAGAAGACGUACAUGAAGUAUCUCUUCGAGGUUGCCCAGCAAACAGGGACGGGCAUCAAGGACACUUGGUAUUCCAAGAUGCCUGACCUCCAAUCCUCCACUUCGUCCCUCAUCCCCACGAUGCCCUCGGUCAACUUGCCCUCUGUAAACAUGCCAUCCGUGAACUUGCCUUCCGUGAGCAUGCCCUCCAUGAGCAUGCCGUCGGUCAACAUCUUUUCCAAGAAGGCAGCAGAGCCAGAUUCAAAAGCGACUACUACAACCGGAGAGGAGGAGAAGCCGGCCGAGAAGGAGGAACAGGAGGCCGGCUCGAAGAAGGAAACCAAUUAA
Parascedosporium putredinis is the source of this 1770-nucleotide messenger RNA. The record is from the annotation of a GenBank genome assembly. NCBI's taxonomy places the organism in Eukaryota, Fungi, Ascomycota, Sordariomycetes, Microascales, Microascaceae.